GAACUGAGGGAAGCCAGAGGGAUAGGGAGGGCGUGGCGUGGCUGAGACGUGGGGCGGCGCGCGCGCUCCCAGGUUGUCGGCGGCGCGCGCGCACCCUCCUCAUCAAGAGUCCUGUGGUAAAAGCCGUUCGGAAAAUGGCCGCCGCCGCCGCGCUGAGCGGAGGAGGAGGAGGCGAGGAGGACAGACUGCUCCAUAAAAACACAGAAUCACCAGUUCCUGCUUUGAUGUGACAUGUGACUCCCCAGAACACAUCUUGCUUCUGUAGACCAGCUCCAGCAGGAUUCCAUGGUAGCUGGGAUGUUAGGGCUCAGGGAAGAACAGUCUGAAGACCAAGACCUUCAGGGCCUCAGAGAUAAACCCCUGAAGUUCCGAAAGUUGAAGAGGGAUAAAAAGGAGGAGAAGGAAGGAAAACAUGAAUUCCCACAGCCAUCAUCACACCAAUCUGCUGAGCCAGCAGAGGCAGGAAAAGCAGAAACAUCAGAAGAGGCUGGGUCAGCCCCUGCUGCACCUGAAGCUUCAGCUUCCCCUAAACAACGGCGUUCUAUCAUCCGAGACCGGGGGCCCAUGUAUGAUGAUCCCACACUGCCGGAGGGCUGGACAAGAAAACUCAAGCAGAGGAAAUCAGGCCGCUCUGCUGGGAAGUACGAUGUCUAUUUGAUCAAUCCACAGGGAAAAGCUUUUCGCUCCAAGGUAGAGUUGAUUGCAUACUUCGAAAAGGUAGGCGACACCUCCCUGGACCCUAAUGAUUUUGACUUCACGGUAACUGGGAGAGGGAGUCCCUCCCGACGAGAGCAGAAACCACCUAAGAAGUCCAAAUCCCCCAAGGCUCCAGGGACAGGCCGAGGGAGGGGACGGCCCAAAGGGAGCGGCACAGUGAAACCCAGGGCAACAGCCUCAGAAGGGGUCCAGGUCAAAAGGGUGAUUGAGAAAAGUCCUGGGAAACUGCUAGUCAAGAUGCCUUUUCAGCCAUCACCUGGGGGGAAAGCUGAAGGGGGUGGGGCCACCACAUCCACCCAAGUCAUGGUGAUCAAACGCCCUGGCAGGAAGCGGAAAGUUGAGAGCGAGCCACAGGUCAUCCCUAAGAAACGGGGCCGUAAGCCAGGGAGUAUAGUGGCUGCAGCUGCCGUCGAAGCCAAGAAGAAAGCAAUCAAAGAGUCUUCCAUCAGGUCCAUUCACGAGACUGUGCUGCCCAUCAAAAAGCGGAAGACCCGGGAAACCGUCAGCAUCGAGGUGAAGGAAGUGGUGAAGCCUCUGCUUGUCUCAACCGUGGGGGAGAAGAGCGGGAAAGGACUCAAGCCUGGAAAGAGCCCAGGUCGGAAAAGCAAAGAGAGCAGCCCUAAAGGGCGAAGCGGUAGCACCUCCUCUUCCCCCCCGAAAAAGGAACAGCAGCAGCAACAAUAUCACCACCACCACUACUACCCUUCGUCAGAGUCACCCAAGGCCCCACCCCCUCCUCACCCUGAGCCAGAGAGCUCCAAGGACAGCAAAAGCCCCCCUGAACCUCAGGACUUAAGCAGCAAAGUUUGCAAAGAAGAGAAGAUGCCAAGAGGGGGUCCGCCUGAGAGCGAUGGCUGCACAAAGGAGCCCGCUAAGACUCAGCCUACGGCUGCUGCCGCCACCACCGCUGCCAGCACUGCAGCAGCAGAAAAGUUCAAACACCGAGCAGAGGGAGACCGAAAGGACAUUGUUUCGUCCUCCAUGCCGAGGCCAAACCGAGAGGAGCCUGUGGACAGCCGGACGCCCGUGACAGAGAGAGUUAGCUGACUUUUUAAAAAGUGGAUUUAAAAAACAAAAGAAUAAAGGCAGCUGUUGUCUCUUCUCCUUAUGGGCAGGGCUCGGACAAAGCUUCCCGAUUAACUGAAAUUAAAAAGGGGUUUUUUUUUUUCAGUCAACUUAGAGUUUCGUGGCUUCAGGGUGGGAGUAGUUGGAGCACUUGGGAUGUUUUUCUUACCGACAAGCACAGUCAGGUUGAAGACCUAACCAGGGCCAGAAGCAGCUUUGCACUUUUCUAUAAUAGGCUCCUUCAACAAGGCUUGCUGCAUAUACUACUGACCAGACAAGCUGUUUAUCAGGCUUUUUAGGGUACGCCAGCACCUGCCCUCCAUUCAUCCCUGUUGGGAGAGGGAUGGUGUACUGGUUGUCACUAGAGACCUAACACAGUAGGGUUAGUGGGAGCUUACAUUUUCAGUGCCAUUAACAUUCUAGUCCAAGGUCUUAAAUUAUUAUGUUGUGGGGUUUUUUUUUUCCCCUAAGGGGGCCGGGGUGGGGAGGGGUGAUUAGAUUCCUUAGGAGAGAGGGUUGAGACAGACAGCAGAGCACAGAGCAGUUGGCACUAGAGGAGACCUUGACUAGGGGCCAGGUGGCAUCAUCUAAUCCCAAGGGGCUCCAAGUGAGUAUUAGGGUAGGGGAAGACAUUACAGAAGGACUAGAAACAGGAGAGCUAAGCCCAAAGAAGAGCGGUUAAAACCCUACCCACUGGGAGUUGACUUGGAAGAGGCCCCUACGGAGGGAUCCCCAACCACCAAAAGCAAUCUUGAGCUGUAGCUGCUUCAUUUAGUGGGCCUUGUGUAUGUCUGGGUGUGGACACAUAGAUGGGCAAUGAGAAGGAAAACUGUUCUUCCAGCUCUUUUCCAGUGCUACUAGCUUAGGGCCAGGUUAGAACUGUUUGCACAAUUGUGUGAUCGUUCCCAUUCCCACUUCAAAACAAACUGACUGAGAUGUUCAACAGAAAACUGGCUUCAAUGGGUGACAUGCCCUUGCCACUUAAGACACUGGUGUGAUGGGAGUUUUGAACUCCCUUUAUGUGGAGGUAUCUGCGCUUGUUUUAAAGUGGGAUUAGCACACAGGGUUCCCACGAAGCUUCGAAACUCUAAGUGUUUGCUGCAGUUUUAUAAGGACUUCCUGACCAUUUGCUUUUUUUUCCUUCCAUUUCCCCUUUCCUUUAGAAACUCUUGCCCUUCUUUAGGCUUCAGCGGUGAGUACUCUUAGGUUUAGUUGCAUGCCAAGCUGGCCCUUGCAGGCUCCUAGCUGGGUAAUACUAACCAAGCCCUCCUUCCUGGGACAUGAACACCUGGUCACUUGCUUUCAUACCAUUAAAGAAAAUUACUUGUUGAAUCUGGUUAUAGGAGCUUGAGGCCUAGUAAACACAAAGCAUAGCCCUAUUCAAACCCCCAAAACAUGCCUUCCCAGUCUUCAGUUACAUAAAAGCAGAAGAGGAGUUUGGAAGACACUCUGAGAUCUGCCAGAGUGACAGGAUUCCUUCUGCCUACCAAAGCGACAAAACAAACCUCCUUGCCAAGUGGACAGCACAAUCAUGAUGCUUUUUUCUCCUCUCCACUUUGGCCUUUGAAAGGUUACAAACUGUUCCUCCCAGGGCACAGUAUCACAAAUAAGAGAACACUCCAAGAUCUGUUUGGUAAUUUAGAACCCAGGCCCAAAUGCACACCUGAUCCCCACACUCCCAGUGAGCUCUCCUCUGAUGACAGACUUAGGAUCUCGCUGUUUUUCGGAGAGUCUGAAUAAGGCCCUUUCAUCCAUUUCAGAAUCUUGGGGGGUGGGGAGAGGAGUUGCCUUUGCUUUCUAUUUUUUUCCAUUGGGCAGGGUAUAUAUCCUUUUAACUUCUUUGGGUGUUCAGGAAGUCCUUAUCCUGCUGCAUAUCUUCAUCAUAUUGGUAUAUCCUUGUCUGUGUUUACAGAGAUGUCUCUUGUAUAGAAAUCUAUCAAACUGCGAAGCACCUUAUCAAACCAGUAAAAUGAGAGCGCAGCUUUCUGCUUAUACACACAAACACACACACACACACGUACACAUACAACACAUGUGUGAGCUGCUGCAGUGAACUGUCAAAUAUGUGCCACCUAGUCUCUUUCAGUCAUUGUUUCCCAGCUUCCUUAGGAGGAUGUAAUCAUGAAGGAUUGAAUUAUUCUAAAAAUAAUACUGCAUUUUCUCGAUUAGUCUUUGGUAACCAGGAACCAUAGUUGACAGUUCCAAUCAGUAGCUUACAAAGGGAGUUUACCCUCUAGGUCUUUCUGCAGUUGUUUGGCCUUCAGUAGAUUUGUCUCAAUUUGCUGAACAUCAUACAAGUACCACAAAAAAAAAAAAAAACCUCUCAUCAGUCCCAGCCCUUAGGCCCUCACCACUUUUCAAUCUUCCUGCUUCACUGCUGAUAACACCCCCCCCAAAAGGGAGGGUUUCUGGGUUGUCCUAGGAGGGUGUAAUUCCUUGUAGCACCUCUUCCGCUUUCUCUAAGGAGAAAAGGCUCUACGCCUACCAAGUCUCCUCGCUCUGGAUUGUGUGUUCCUUAAGUCCUUUUUUAAUGGUGGAUUUCUAAAGGGCCUCCAAAGGACACCCACAUGUGCACUUUAACUAGUCUGUUUCUUGAAGCCCCUUUAUCAUUGGAAAGGGAUAUUUUUAGUGUUUUGGUCUGGUUUGGUUUUUGCUUAUACUCCAAGUAUUCUUAGACCAGUAGAAUUGAGCUCUUGGGACCAUCAUCAGGGAAUGAUAGUUCAGUGUUCCACCCUGUCUGGUUCCCUGGAAAGAGGAGUCUCUGGUCCUCACAGAGUGUCAUUGGACUCUUUCUGGCACACGCUACACCUCAUUCUGGGCUAUUUUAGUCAGGGGAGGUACAGCACUUGAAAAUGAGAAUCUUUCUUCUGGAUGAGUCAACUUCUGCAGCCCCCUUAUCUCCCUCCACUGAAAUUUCCAAAGCUGCAAGUGGUGACCAGGGCUCUUUACAUUUCUGUUGCUUUUUUUUUUCCUUUUUCUCUUUCUUCCAACCUUCCCUCUUCCUCCCCAGCCAAAAGUGGCCUGAGUCAAGCCCCUGAAAUGAGGCUACAGAUUUUUCCUUCCUUUGAUGUGCAGUUGGCGUGGUCUUCUUGCAUUUAUUUUUCACUGUGGCUUGAAAAUUCUCUCCGGCUCUGGGGAACUUUCCAUCUUUUGCCCUGAGUCCCAGCGUCACCUCUGGGAAGUUAGCAGCAUAUGUGAAAGCCUAUGCUUUACAAGUUUGAACAGGACAGGGUUUUUGGAAAUGAAGGAAUGUGUGAAGUUUGUACAUUGGGAUGCCAAAAGCAGAGUAUCUGGCACUGGUUAGCAGUGUGGCCCACACUGUGUAUAUAUUUGGACAUUGGAGAUAAUUGGGCUGCCUCUCUUAAGAACUAUACUAAGUGAAUACUGAUGACCUUCAGAUGUCCUUGGGGUGGGGGACAUAUUUGAAAAUCUUCAGCCUCAUUUUUGUCACUGGGUUCACCCUCCUUGACCACUAGAUAUUGUACUCCAGCUUCUCCUGGGUAACAGCUGUAACAGGUUUAAGCAUCACUCCUCUUUCUGCCCAGUGGGUAAGGAGGAGCAUUCACACAACCACAGACUGGUGAUUUUUUUAUACACUCCAUUACAAUAUUUGGGCAGGGGGUCCACCUGAGCACUUGGUUAUCUCAUCCCCAGGAAGAGACACAAAAAGAUAGACUCAAAGGAGGUCCCAGUUCACAGUCUGGGGCCCAGGUUGUUAAAGACCUCAGUGCAAUCCAUGAACCCAGAACCAUCAAUAAGCAUAUGUGAGCCCAGGGCUCUGUCAGCACAUUGAUUACCAGGCUGAAAUAGGAAAGUGUCCUAAGGCAAGUUUGGGUGGCUAGAAGUUGCAGACUUAAGAGUUGUGUGUUCCUGGGCUAGAGAUUAAUCAGUGUGAAAAUUAGGGGAAUCAUUCCCACAUCCCUGAGCUGAAUGAAAUCGUCCUCCCUAUAGAGUCCAUCAAACAGGAGUAGAGUUCUGGCCACACUCCCACUUAUUCACAGAUAUCAACGGGGGAAAAGAGGUUCCUUAGUGGAGCAUCUGAAUUUUAGGUUAUUUAAAAUAAGAGACUCGAGCCCAGGAAAGCAGAGAAUGUGAGCUACACAAUCCAUGGUAGACAAACUGGCAUCCAGCUGGCCAGAGGAGAAAGUUGUAGCUACAAUCCAGUGUCUUAUGAUCAUAGGAUCAUAGCCUGAGAGCUGGAAAAGAUUAGAGGCCAUAGAUUCCAACUCCCUCAUUUUAUAGAUGAGGAAACUGAGGCACAGAGAUAAAGUGACUUGCCCAGGGUCACAAUUAGUGUCUGAGGUAGGAUUUGAACCCCAAUCUGGUCUUCCUGACUCUAAGUCCAGCUUAAUAACAGCCUAUUUCACACUGCCUCUGAUUUACUGGCUUGAGUUUGGUAACAACUUCAGGUCUCUGGUUAGUUUGCAGUGGCUCAAUGCCUUGGUUUCCCCAAUUGUGAAAUAGAAAUGAUCGAGGUAAAUUGAAAUUCUGAAGUGUAAAGGGCAAGGGCCAUUGUUGAAAUCACUUGAGUAGAUCAGACCAGGCCUUUUCCAAAUCCUGGUCACUGCCGUUGACACAGAGAAUUGUUUCUUGAUUGAGGGUAUGUUUCAUGUGGAUUUGAAUUCUGGGGCCAGAAUUUUCCUAAGCCCCUUCAAGGGGUCACUCAGCUAGUCUCCCAAGUCAGUACAAACAAAGGACUCGGCCACUGUGUGAGCAAUAAAUGCAAAUUUCCUUUCCAAGCCCUUUGGUUGAGAUAAACACACCUAUUGAGUCACUACUGGGGCUGUGGAGUGGAGGGAAGAUUACAGUAAGAAAUCCUGAACACCCCUUUCUGACUGUUCUUGAAAUAGGAAGGGAAAUGGGCCCCUUCCCCAAGCAAAGAAGUGCUUACUAAGUUCCUACCACUUCCAUAGUCUGUUUCUGAUUCACAGAAUUGAGUCUGCCUACCUUUUGUUGUGAUCACUGCACUCCUGCCAUCUCUUCACAUCAACCACAUCUCCCAGCCUUUGGUAAAUGACAGUACAGCAUCUGCAAUGAUUGCACUUUAAAAUUCAUUGAAUGUCUCCAUUUGUUUGUGUGUUUCUCUUUUCAAAGAGUGUCCUUGUACCAUUGUAAAGAAGGGCAUUGCCUGCUUAUUACAGGCAGUACAGAUUUUGACUCCUCGGGUGAGGGAUGGUUUUGGUUUUGGUUUCCACUCCUGGCCUAGACACAUUUCAGGAAGCACAUGUGAAGAGGAAAUGUGAAUGCUGAAAGGCAGCUCUCGGCAAUCCAGAGGCAAAACCUAGACACCCUUUGGUUCAACGAGUCACAAUCGGAUGUUUCUGAAUGGACCCCAAAGUCUUGGUCUAACGAUAACGUGGAGUUAGAACUAUGAAGUGACAGUUGAACAGAGCAGACAAAGGAGGAGCCAGACCAAGUCCUUGCUGUUGGAAUGGUCAGUCACUGGGGAUUGGGGCAAGACGCCCAUGGGUCUUGAGCCUGAAAUGUUCUACUGAGGUCUCCACUACCCUUGGAGAAGGUGUUGGCAUGCAUACCAUUUGGAAAUGAAAGCCACUUUCUAUCUGGCUAAAGGAGUGUUGCCCUCAUUAACGUUUUCUGGACUCAGAGUUCAGAGUCCAUCUCCUAUUUGGGCAUGAGCUCCAAAAUUGGGCAGCAGAAAGCCUGGGUUUUGAAUCCCCAUCUCUGCUCAUUCUUGCCUGUGUGACCUUAGGCAAGUCCCUUAAUUUCCCUGGCCCUGUUCCCUCAUCUGUAAAAUGAGGGAGUUAGGAUGAGUCCCUGCCAGUUUUAAACCCUAUGAUCACUUUAUGCUGUCUCUCAGUUGUGGGGGGAAGGGAAGGGGGUAGCUGCCUGCCUUGCCAAGAGGUAGUAAAAACCCGACUCUUGAGCGAGCCCAGUAGUCUGGGGGCAGGAAGGGGUGGGAGCUGAAAUGCCAAGUAUUUGUCCCCAGAUCAACAAGAUGGGGCCUGCUAGAGCCCUCUGUUCCCUACCAUCCCUGCCACCCAAAUCCUCUUCCUCUCCUGGAUCAUGCAGCGAAAUACCACUGCAGAAUCAGGCCCGAACACCCUGGGGAACUAAAUAAAACCUGAAGGGAGUAAAGCUGAGUGAUUUGGAAAAGACCAAGUGUGCGCAAAACCCGUGGGUUGCCGAAUGUCCAGAAGGCACAAGACAGAAAGCUAAGGAAAUUCAGCUCCUACCCGAAGGCCCUGAUCUGCUGAGUGUCUCUGUGUUGAGUGGAAAAGCUCCUCUUCCUGGUGAAACCAAUCCUAUCCAAGAAUACCUAGACUCUAAGCAUAGGCCUGAUUUUUCUCUUUUUAUUCUGGGAUUUUGUUUUUCAGUUUUAAUUCUGUUCUUUUCCGUCCCUUUUUUUAAUGCACCAACUAGACGUACAAAGCAGUCUAGUUUUUAUAUAUCUGUAUAUUGCAUUAUAAACUCAUUUUGCUUGUAGCUCCACAAAAAAGGCCUGUUGGAAUUAUACCUGUUGCUUAUUUACAAUAUUCCUGAUUAUCCGUAGCAUAGGACAAGGGAAAAUAAAAGUGGAAAAAACCUACAAAUCUGCCUGCUGGUCACUUUGUCUGUUCAAGCAGAUCCGGGGGAUCUGCUUCAGUGCUUCUCUUUUCUUUCAAGGGCUCCGGGUGCUAAGUGAAGGCAGGCUCCAAGCACCAGCCAGUUUUUGCACUCCAUUUCCCUGCCCCCAAGGGCUUUAAAUAUGGGAGUACUCUGGUAGCUUUGUUUGGGGGUGGGGGUGGAAGAGGGAGGAACACCAGGAGAUGCCUUGGUUGUAUGGAUGAAGAUACUGGACAGGCCCACUUUCCCUGCUCCCCACAUCCUGGGGCCCAGUUGCCCAAGCCAUCUUCUUGGUCAUUGUGGGCUUUUGCUUCCAACUCUGGGGAUUGCAUUGGGGUGAUCUGGCUUCUCAUAUGUGUUUGUUUAUGACAGUUGGGAGUUGAGAUGCAACAGGUCAGCUAUGUAAGGUUUGAGCAUCACUGCAACAAUUGGGGAGCCUACCAACUUUUCUCUGAACAGUACCAAACCAACCCCACGGGAUGGGGAUGGGGAGCAUGGGGGGAGCCCUUUAGCUUUCUAAAGCUGGCAGCCAUCCUCUGCAAAAACACAAGGCCCUCCAGGACCAUCAGUGACCCAGGGGCCACCUUCAAGUACAGAGGUGUCCUCUCACCUCCCAUUCUGCCACUACCAGGUAUUAUUGCUUUUGGUGAGCAGUAGUUCUGAAUUAGCAAUACCUGCCUGAGAGAAUUUAGCUAUAGAAAUUACUUUUGAUCCUUAAACAUCAAAAGCUUGUUCUUCCAAAGCUGAGUCUACAGGGCCAAAACCUUCCAUUGAGACAGUGUUGCUUCUUCCAGGGGCUCAGUCCAUCUAAAGAGAGGAAAUAAGUCUCACUCAGGUUGGCCAGGGCUGAGCCUUGAAAGUCCCCGGGGCAGGUUAGGCCUUGAUUUGAGGAACCCACUCCUCGUGGGCAUUCAGUAUUAGGUGAUAAGGUCUCCAGCACCAUUCCUGUAUCAGCAGCUAGAGAAGGGAGGGACGGGGCUGCCACUGCUGCUCUUCUGCUGCCAGCGAGCGGGUGUCCCAGCGUAUACAUGUGUGUGCAUGGGUAAAUGGACAACACCAAAUUCAAAACCUUGCCAGUUGCCACCAUGGAUGGCUGAGAACAACGCUCUUAGCUCUAACUCCAGCUAAGUGGAGAGGGACAGACACACCCGCUCUCCUUUCUCUCGGAGACAUUGUUAACAGUCAAGUGCAAAGAGGGCCGCACCACUUGAAGCCUGCUUCUUCCUUUGCCAUCCAAGCCUCCCUUGUGCAUUGCUCCAGUCAAUACUAACAGCGCUACAGAAUCUGACUUCGCUUCAAGAAUCACUAGUUGAUGCCCAUAUGACCAAAUAUUCCAAGGACUGUUAUUAAAUGUAUGCUGAGUUCUUUCUCUGUACAGUUAGUUAGUUCUUCUAGGUUACCUAUGUACCUGGCGCCGUGGUGUGUGCUGUGCUUUCUCUCGCCUUCCUUCCUGCCUUCCUUCCUGCCUUCCUCCCUGCCUUUUCUUGUUGUCCUUAGGUUUUCUUUCCGGUUUGGCUUUUGAUUUGGGUUGAUUUUUUUUUUAAUUUUGUAUUCCAAGCCUGGGAUUUUCUCUGCUAGUCUCUAACUGUGGUGUUAAAGUUUCUAUUUGUGUGUUGUUUGAUGGGUAAAAGGAGCGUUGCUAAGUAGAUCUCUCUUCUGUGUUUGAGCUAAAGUCUGUAUUUGUAACCAUGUUAAAGUAAU
This is a messenger RNA of Trichosurus vulpecula (common brushtail), 10047 nucleotides long. It is a transcript of the gene MECP2, whose product is annotated as methyl-CpG binding protein 2. Bases 286 to 1764 code for a protein of 492 amino acids. Gene Ontology annotation, cellular component: heterochromatin; nucleus. Gene Ontology annotation, biological process: negative regulation of transcription by RNA polymerase II. The transcript has 4 exons. Lineage: Eukaryota; Metazoa; Chordata; Mammalia; Diprotodontia; Phalangeridae. The record is from RefSeq and is a predicted model, not a curated record. Gene Ontology annotation, molecular function: methyl-CpG binding; chromatin binding; double-stranded methylated DNA binding.